Molecule: messenger RNA, 2847 nt
Organism: Balearica regulorum gibbericeps (East African grey crowned-crane)
Lineage: Eukaryota; Metazoa; Chordata; Aves; Gruiformes; Gruidae
Gene: TLR3
Product: toll like receptor 3
Biological process (GO): inflammatory response; toll-like receptor signaling pathway
Cellular component (GO): plasma membrane
Molecular function (GO): protein binding; signaling receptor activity
Source: RefSeq, a predicted model, not a curated record
AUGGUUUUUGUGUGCUGAGAAACUUCUGCAGUGCCUGGGUGCCUCUAAACUGAAGGAGAUAAAGCCCACAGUGAUAAAAUGAUGGGAAGUGCUUAUCUUUGGUGGAGCAGCUUAUCUGUCAGGCUGGUGUCUGUCUGCUUGCUAUGUGCAUCCAUUGGAAAGCAAUGUCAGAUCCAAAAUGAAAUGGCUGACUGCAGUCACCUAAAGCUGACUCAAAUUCCUUCUGAUCUCCCAAACAAUAUAACGGGUUUGGACAUUUCUCAUAAUCAGCUAAGACAACUAGGUCCUGCAAAUCUGACCAAGUACAGCCAGCUGGUUUACUUGAAUGCAGGCUACAACAGCAUCUCUAAACUGCAACCAGAAUUGUGCCAAAGUGUGCCCCUGUUGCAGAUUCUGAAGUUAGAACAUAAUGAAUUGUACAAGCUCCCUGAUAGAGUCUUUGCUUCCUGCACCAACCUGACUGAGCUCAAUCUAGGAUACAACAGAAUAGAUAUUAAAAAUGAUCCUUUCAAAACCCUGGAGAACUUGAGUUAUUUAGACCUAUCUCAUAAUUUUUUGAAGUCGGCAAAUUUAGGAUUGCAGCAACAGUUGACGAACCUUCGUGAGCUCAGGUUGGAUAACAAUCAAAUUGCUGAGUUAAAAAAGGAAGACUUCAGUUUUCUCAGCAACACGUCACUGAAUAGUCUCGAUUUGUCAUCGAAUCCACUGGAAGAGUUUCACGUAGGAUGCUUACAUGCAAUUGGAAAUCUGUUUGGCCUCACGCUGAACAAUGUUGAACUUGGUGAAAAUCGCACAAAGAAACUUUGUACAGAGUUAUCAAACACAGCGAUUCAGAACCUCUCAUUGAGCCAUGCGAAGCUUUCCUACAUUGGCAAGUCAACUUUCCAGGGACUGCAAGGAACAAACCUUACAGUUUUAAACCUUUCCCAAAACUCUCUGUCUGUGAUAGAAGAUGACUCGUUUCAGUGGCUUUCAAGUUUACAAUACUUGAACCUGAAGCAUAACAACAUUCAUGUAUCUUCACACUUAUUUUAUGGAUUAUCCAGCCUCAAACAUCUGAAUCUGAUAAAUUCACUCACUGGGAAAAUUGAAGAUUUUUCCUUUCAUUGGUUAUACCGCCUGGAGUACCUUAUAAUGGAUAAUAACAAUUUUCCAGGAAUUACUGCUCAUAUGUUCACAGGUCUGAACAACCUGAAAUACCUGAGUCUCUGUAACUGCAACAUAAACUUACAAAGAAUAACUAAUAAAACAUUUUCAUCACUUGCUAAUUCCAGUUUGCAGCUUCUCAACCUCACAAAAACAAGAAUUUCUACAAUAGAAAGUGGGGCAUUUUCUUCCUUGGGACACCUGAAAAUUCUUGAUCUUGGUCUCAAUGAAAUUAGUCAAGAGCUCACAGGUCAUGAAUUUAAAGGUCUCAAUAAUAUACAAGAUAUUUAUCUUUCCUAUAAUAAAAACUUGACUUUGCGAAGUGAAUCAUUCAUUUUUGUCCCAAGCCUUAGAAAACUGAUGCUGAGAAAAGUAGGUUGCAGUAAUCUGGCACUUUCUCCUUCACCUUUUCAUCCUCUACAAAAUCUAACUGUCCUGGACAUCAGCAAUAACAACAUAGCAAACAUAAAAGACGACUUGUUUGAUGGACUUCACAAACUUGACAUUCUGGAUUUGCAGCACAAUAAUUUAGCCCGACUUUGGAAACAUGCAAAUCCAGGUGGCCCUGUUCUUUUUUUAGAAGAUCUUCGCAACUUGCGUAUUCUUAAUUUAAAAUCAAAUGGGCUUGAUGAGAUUCCAGUUCAGGUUUUCAAGGGUCUGUUCGAAUUAAAACACUUGGAUUUAGGAUCAAAUAAUUUGAAUUUGCUUCCAGCAACUCUGUUUGAUGACCAAGCUUCUCUGUAUUCCUUGAACCUUCAGAAAAAUCUGAUAACCUCAGUUGAACAAAAAGUGUUUGGCCCAGUUUUCAAGAACUUGAGAAUACUAGAGAUGGAUUCCAAUCCAUUUGAUUGCACCUGUGAAAGCAUUGCUUGGUUUGCUGAUUGGCUUAAUGUGACCCAAGCAUAUAUACCUGGAUUGUGGUCCCAGUACAUUUGCAACACCCCAUCUAAAUAUCAUGGUAGUCUGGUGUUGCAUUUUGAUAGUUCAGCCUGCAAAGACAGUGCUCCAUUUAAACUUCUCUUUGUAAUCACUACCACUACUGUGAUGCUACUCAUUUUUAUUGUUCUUAUCAUCCAUUUUGAAGGGUGGAGAAUAGCUUUCUACUGGAAUAUUUCAGUAAAUCGAAUACUUGGUUUUAAAGAACUUGACAGACAACAGGAAGAGUUUAAUUAUGAUGCCUAUGUUAUUCAUGCAAGACAGGACAAGAAUUGGGUGUCUAAGAAUUUAAUCUCUCUGGAAAAAAAUUACCACUUUCAAAUUAAGUUUUGUUUAGAAGAACGGGACUUUGAAGCAGGCAUAUCUGAAUUUGAAGCCACAAUUAACAGUAUAAAAACAAGCAGGAAGAUUAUUUUUCUUGUGACUGAACAUCUCUUACAGGAUCCCUGGUGCAAAAAUUUUAAGGUGUAUCAUGCUCUUCGGCAAGCUAUUGAACAAAGUCGGGACUCCAUCAUACUGAUCUUUCUUCAUGACAUCCAAGACUACAGGUUGUAUCAUGCACUUCACCUGAGAAGAGGAAUGUUCAGAUCUUGCUGCAUCUUGAACUGGCCAGCCCAGAAAGAACGAGUUAGCGCAUUUCAUCAGCAAUUAGUGAUGGCACUUAAAUCUAACAGUAAAGCACACUGAAUUUUGAAAGUACAGAUAUGAAUUAUGGGGUCAUUUUAUUGCAUAUUUUCUAUCAUUGGAAAACUAACAAGCCUUCAG